CUCUCAUUUACUUAUCCAUAUAAUGUCAGAAACAACAAAGAGAUCUCGCUGGGCCUCCGACGAGGAAGAGGAGCCGAUUGAAAAACCAGUAAAGCAACAAAAAACAGCGCCUGCCCCUCCACCACAAUCCAAAGCAGUGCGCCAAGUAAUUAUGCGUACAGAACAACCAGAGGCGAAACAAUAUCCGUAUUUACGAGAAUGUCGACAUGUUGAUUGCUUUGAAAGAUUAAAUCAUAUUGAAGAAGGUUCAUAUGGUAUCGUAUUUCGUGCUCGUGAUAAAGAGACGGGAGAGAUUGUAGCGCUCAAGAAGUUGAAAUUAAAUCCUGAAGCCGGUGGUUUUCCUGUCACUAGUUUAAGAGAAAUCCAUGCUUUAAUGACAAUUAAACAUCCCAACAUUGUCAAUGUAAGAGAAAUUGUUAUGGGUAAUCACAUGGACCAGGUUUUCAUUGUCAUGGAUUUCAUUGAUCAUGAUUUAAAAGGUUUGAUGAGCGAUAUGCGUUCACCCUUCCUACAGUCAGAAAUUAAGACGUUGAUGAUACAGCUAUUAUCAGCAGUAGCAUUGAUGCAUGAUAAUUGGAUUAUUCACCGUGAUUUAAAGACUUCCAACUUAUUACUUAACAACAGAGGAGAAAUCAAAGUUGCUGAUUUUGGUCUUGCUAGAAAAUAUGGUAGUCCGAUGGGAAACAUGACACAGUUAGUAGUGACACUUUGGUACAGAGCACCCGAAUUAUUAUUAGGAUCGAAGGAAUAUACCACAGCCAUUGAUAUGUGGUCUGUGGGAUGUAUCUUUGCAGAAUUAUUGAACAACGAAGCAUUAUUACCCGGCCGAAGUGAGAUUGAUCAAUUAGACAGAAUAUUCAAAUUACUAGGUACUCCAACAGAAGAAAUAUGGACUGGAUUUUCGGAACUUCCUCAUGCAAAGAAUAUAGCUCCUAUAUAUCAACCGUAAUACUUGGAAAACGUAUAAUCCACAAGAAUUACUUACACCCCCCCCUUUUCUUUUCUAGAUAUAGCUCAUUAAGAAGUAAAUUUACCACUCUGACCCAAGCAGGCUUGGAUCUUUUAUCCAAAUUGCUGACUUAUGACCCAGCAAAACGAUACACAGCAGAAGAAGCGUUACAACAUCCGUAUUUCGAUGAAAGUCCCGCGCCUAAAGAUCCAUCCAUGUUUCCAACCUGGCCUUCCAAAGGUUCAGGACAUAAAAAAAGAGAUUUCAGUCCAUCUGCACCAGCAGCAGCUCAUGGUAUAGCUGAAGAAGAACCUGGUUUAGCAGGCACUAUAUUUGGCGGUCAAACAGAAUCAACGGGUUUCCGAUUAAAACUUGGAUAAUAUGAUUUUUAAAAAAAGAAGGGGAUGGGGGAGUUGUUUAUUCUCUUAAAAUAC
This is a messenger RNA of Mucor mucedo, 1383 nucleotides long. Its product is annotated as kinase-like domain-containing protein. The coding region runs from base 23 to 949 and encodes 308 amino acids. Gene Ontology annotation, molecular function: cyclin-dependent protein serine/threonine kinase activity; ATP binding. The record is from RefSeq and is a predicted model, not a curated record. The transcript is spliced from 4 exons. Gene Ontology annotation, biological process: regulation of mitotic cell cycle; protein phosphorylation. Gene Ontology annotation, cellular component: nucleus. NCBI's taxonomy places the organism in Eukaryota, Fungi, Mucoromycota, Mucoromycetes, Mucorales, Mucoraceae.